AUGUCAUCAUCAUCCCUAUCUGAUCCUAAUGAUCUCACAGACUUUGUUGUAAAACAAGGCAAUGGGGUCAAGGGCCUUUCAGAAAUAGACCUCAAAACCGUUCCGAGGCAAUACGUCCAACCCCCAGAAGAAAGACUGGACAAGAAUCAAGUAGUGGAUGAUGAGUCAAUACCAGUGAUUGAUGUAUCCAAUUGGGAUGACCCGAAAGUUGCAGCCUCCAUCUGUGAGGCUGCAUCCAAGUGGGGUUUCUUCCAAAUCGUCAAUCAUGGGAUUCCACUUGAGGUUCUUGACAAUGUCAAGGAGGCUGCUCACAAGUUCUUUCAGUUGCCAACUGAGGAUAGGAGGAAGUAUCUCAAGGAAAAUUCUCCUACUCCCACAGUGCAGUUGAGCACUAGCCACAGUCCUUCAGUAGAAAUGGUUCUGGAGUGGAAAGAUGUUCUGAUACAUUUUUAUGUGCCAGGAGAUGAGAGUACAAAUUUAUGGCCUCCAGUUUCCAAAGAUCAAGUUUUGGAACGCAUAAAGUGGGCUAAACCCGUAAUCAGAAAGCUAAUGGAAGUGCUGCUGAAGGGACUGAAUGUGGAGGAGUUUGAUGAAGAAAAAGAAUCUCUCCUGACGGGAGCCUGUACACUCAGCCUCAAUCACUACUCUAUCUGUCCGAACCCAGAAUUGAGUUAUGGAGUUGGCCCUCAUUCUGAUAUUUUGAGCAUCACUAUCCUUCUUCAAGAUGAUGUGGGCGGUCUCUACGUUCGAGCAACAAGAGCUGGUCAAUGGAUCCAUGUUACACCAAUCCAAGGGGCACUCGUAGUUAACAUAGGCGACACGUUGCAAAUUGCGAGCAACGAUCGAUAUAAGCGCAUCGUGCAUUGUGUGAUUCCUAAUGCAGCAAAAAACAGGGUUUCUGUGCCUAUCUUUGCUUCUCCUAAAGCUGGAGGAGUUGUUGGUCCUUUGCCAGAAGUCCUGAAGAAUGGAGAGAAGCCGAUUUACAAAGACGUUCCCUGGUCAGAUUACAUGAAACACUUCUAUAGCAAAGGACAUGAUGGAAAGAAGACAAUAGAAUUUGCUAAAAUAUGAAGUUCAUCCCAUAAUUUAUAAAAUAAAAUAAAAUAAAAUCUCUCUGUAAGCAUGAGUGAGUAAGUGUG
Molecule: messenger RNA, 1139 nt
Organism: Coffea eugenioides
Lineage: Eukaryota; Viridiplantae; Streptophyta; Magnoliopsida; Gentianales; Rubiaceae
Product: feruloyl CoA ortho-hydroxylase 1-like
Exons: 2
Coding region: 1-1071 (356 amino acids)
Source: RefSeq, a predicted model, not a curated record